AUGUCGGCUACCGAACCCAGCACCCACCAGUUCACCACCGCCGCCUCCACAGACCAGCUCCGCAAGAUUGGAGCAGGCCACUGCGGCUCCGUCUGGUCUUCCACGUCUCCCGAGUCCUCGCUCGUGAUCAAGCGGGAGGACGGGGGCGAGGGCCGGUCCAUCACACACGAGUACAAAAUGCACCGGGACGUCCUCCAGAGCCUUGAAAGCCCUCGUGUGGCCAGUACCAUCAAAGGUUCCCGCGUCAACAUGCCGAGAUGCGAAGGCUUCCUUGGCCAGGAGAAUGAAGCUGCCUGGUCUGCGAUUCUGCCCAGGCUCCCCAGAACCUUCACAUCCUGCAAUGCGCUCAUCAGCGAGAAGAUUCCACCGCUGCCUCGCCACGUGCGUAAAAUGCUCGCCCAGACGCUGGGCCUGGGAAAGAACCCGGACGACGUCGCCGACGACGCGAGCAACGCACAUUGUCUCGUCAGACCCUACCUCGGUCGUCGAAAGCACCGCCAUAACAGCAGCAUCGAUCAGACGGCCCCCAAGAGGUUGUUCAGCUUUUACAGCCUGAAAAACCUGCCACUCCACGCCAAUCAGAUGGAGGACCUCGGUCUCGACCUUGAAGGCUAUGCCCUGGCCAUGGCGGACGCCCUGGCCUUCCUGCAUUGGUCUGCCCGAGUCGACGCCAACGACGUCGAGUUCGUGCUGGCCCAGAGACGCCAACAGACCAAAGCUCGGAGUGCACCAAGCCUGGGGUCGACGGACUUCCACUCUGGUGAAUCCGUCCUUGGGCCGCACAGCAUGUGGGUUCUCGAUUUCGAUUGCUGCAGGAGGAUGACCAUGGACGAGGCAGGGAUCAAGCAGGCCUGCAAAAGCUUCUGGCGCAACGAUCCAUACUACCCACGCCCGGGAAGCGACAACCAAACCGAUCAGAGGCUUUGGGACGUCUUUCAGGAUCGAUUUCUUGAAAUCAGCAAGCGUCUGUUGGAGAGUGAGACUGAAUCUGUGAGACAGCUGCCACAACAGCUUAUCCAGUCGAUCAAACAAACAAUAGGGAAGUUUUCCAGAGGGACUGAUUUCUGGUGA
Colletotrichum destructivum is the source of this 1071-nucleotide messenger RNA. RefSeq lists its product as uncharacterized. The record is from RefSeq and is a predicted model, not a curated record. Lineage: Eukaryota; Fungi; Ascomycota; Sordariomycetes; Glomerellales; Glomerellaceae. The transcript has a single exon. The coding region runs from base 1 to 1071 and encodes 356 amino acids.